CCCUGUGUUUUCUUCGUGCAGAAUUACCCCCUACAGACCAGGAUUCGCAUGUCUGCUGUGAUAGGGAUGUGGCUGUGCUGGAGUUACACGAAACGGUUGUGCAGAUUAACCGUGAUGAACGUAGAGUUUGCGUCUCCUGGCCGGGCGAAGGGGUCAGGGAUCAGCAACGCAGGAUAUAAGGAUGCUCAAGAGUCUUUUGCUUGAAAGUCGAUCAGCGCGAAGAAACGUGUUUCAAAGCCGUGUGCGCCAAAACAGUUUGAUUUUGGUUGUUUUGUUUUUCUUUCUUUUAGCUGUCCCUGAGCGAUCUCAUGUGGUGGAAAUAGAGGAGGGGGAAGGGGACUUGGCAGGGCUGAAAACGCCAGACUGGGUUUCUGUCCACCCGCACUUAACACAAACGGCCAUUGCUUCUUUUUUGCACACAGAACACAGGGAUAAUGGGAGAGUAACGCCACAGGGACGCAUCUGGGAAACAUCCAACAAGCAACGAAAUUAUACAGGAAUCCGUUGAAACGGGCGGAUAGUGGCAC
Bipolaris sorokiniana ND90Pr is the source of this 527-nucleotide messenger RNA. RefSeq lists its product as uncharacterized. Lineage: Eukaryota; Fungi; Ascomycota; Dothideomycetes; Pleosporales; Pleosporaceae. Bases 182 to 508 code for a protein of 108 amino acids. The record is from RefSeq and is a predicted model, not a curated record. The transcript has a single exon.